Capronia epimyces CBS 606.96 is the source of this 1530-nucleotide messenger RNA. RefSeq lists its product as uncharacterized. Gene Ontology annotation, molecular function: DNA-binding transcription factor activity, RNA polymerase II-specific; RNA polymerase II cis-regulatory region sequence-specific DNA binding. Gene Ontology annotation, biological process: cell differentiation; regulation of transcription by RNA polymerase II. The record is from RefSeq and is a predicted model, not a curated record. NCBI's taxonomy places the organism in Eukaryota, Fungi, Ascomycota, Eurotiomycetes, Chaetothyriales, Herpotrichiellaceae. The transcript has 3 exons. The coding region runs from base 1 to 1530 and encodes 509 amino acids.
AUGGCGCCCGCGACAUCGUCCACAACCCUAGGCGGUGUGAAGGCCAAGCGACGAAGAACCAGUCCCCAGGAUCAUGCUAUCCUCGAAGCUGCUUACCAGAAAAACUCAAAGCCAGACAAGGCAGAGAGAGCACAGAUUGUCAGCCAGGUCGAGCUGGGGGAAAAAGAAGUCCAGAUCUGGUUCCAAAAUCGUCGCCAGAAUGACCGACGCCGAUCUAAACCAUUGCAGCCCCACGAGCUCGCCGCCCAUCUUCGCAACAGUAACGCCAGUUCCAUUUCACCUCAGACCAGCUCAUCGCCGGGCUCAGGACAUAGUCCGGUGUCGCACGUUGCUCCAAACUCGUUCCUUGCCCCAUGCGAGGUUAUCGACCGACCUGCUUCAAGGGCUUCGAGUAUUCAUGACCUGCUAAACCCAGCCUCUUCGGCUGAGGCCACUGGUAGUCAAGACACAGUCCAAUAUGGUACCCAAGAGACGGCUCACCCAUCCACACCUCCAUCAAGUCUUGACGAACCCGCCAAAGCCAUAGUGCGGGAAGCAACCCCUAACAAGGCAGAUGCGCAUGGGCUAGAGAGCGUUGAGCCUGGCUCCGAGGGUACCAACGAGCAUGGUAGCGCUAGGAAGAGAGAUCAUGACGAAAUGCUUGGGGAGAAGGGUCUGGCACCAGAUGCAAUCGCGCGGGUUGAUGGCGAGAUGUCAGCACGAGUCAAGGAGCCCCUCAAAAGAACGUCCAGUAUGGUCCGACUGUCUAUGACCGUUGAUGGAGCGAUGAAGAUUCGAACCAACAAUGAACCCACACCCUCACCGGAGAAACCCCGUGCGCCACCUCCACCGUCACUGCAGAGCAAAGUGAAGACCCCACUGGUUCGGAGCAAGAGCGCCAUGAACAGCAUUGAGUUAUCUCAGAACUCUGGCCAGGGAGCACAGAACCGGCCUGUCGGGGCUAGCUUUGGUCGGUCGCGAGACGCCAGGACCUGGGAAUUCUAUUGCGACAGCAACACCAAAGAUGCCCUAUCCACUCAAGCAGAAGCUGAGACGGCCGGGUCUGCUGUUAGUGCCAUCAACCUUAUCCGAACAAACAGCUUCAAAUCACGCUCGCAAGCGCUCAGCCCAUCACUGUCCAAAGCGAACAAUCGCCUCACCCCAGGGUUGAAAGGGGGCAAACCGAAACUAGCGCGUGCAAAGUCGUCUCUGGCCCGUUUGCAAGGAUGUGAUGGCACUGCUGAACCGUCGAAGAGCAAAUCUAAGCGUCCCGGCCAUAUGCGAUCAGAAUCGGGAGAUUCAGACAAGGAGAACUGGGCACCAGGCACGAGAUUGUCGGAGCAUCCACUACGCAGAACUCAGCCUAGUGCCAGCCAGCGACUGAUUCUCCAAGAGAACGAGGACAUGACAUUCCCCGAUGCCAGGUCUUCCCGGAAGCUGCGGGAUGGGAAAACAGGAAGUCGAGAAUCUCCGACGAAAGAGAAGGCCAAAGGCGAAGAACUUGAUUGUGUCCAAGGCUUACUCUCGCUCAGCCAAGGGGCGUGGAGAUGA